Molecule: messenger RNA, 3747 nt
Organism: Lachnellula hyalina
Lineage: Eukaryota; Fungi; Ascomycota; Leotiomycetes; Helotiales; Lachnaceae
Exons: 3
Coding region: 1-3747 (1248 amino acids)
Biological process (GO): intracellular sterol transport
Cellular component (GO): endoplasmic reticulum-plasma membrane contact site; endoplasmic reticulum membrane; plasma membrane
Molecular function (GO): sterol binding; sterol transfer activity
Source: RefSeq, a predicted model, not a curated record
AUGUCCGAAUCGCCUUCAAGAUCGCGAUCGAAGGGCCUGACGAACGUCCUCUCCAAGACCCGUCAGCGGCACCAGAAGAAUGGCGAUUCGGCUUCGAGUUCCAUGAAAAGCGCAGAGAGCGACGGCAAAAGGGGAUUUCGAGAAUCGUUGGACAGCGUUGUUGAGAGGUUGAAGACGCUCAAUGGAUCCGACGACGAGCAAGAAUCCACGGGCAUCAAGAAACUCGUGCCAACAAUUGGAUCCAAACGACGGCGCAGGAAGCAGGAGAGAGAAGACGAGCUGAGGGCGAGCGAGGAGGCAGAGAGAGGAAGGAGUGUUGCUGAACGAGGGACCUUGGCGAACGAGGUCGAGCGCCGCAAUGGUAGUGUAGCAACCCGCUCAGGCGAUGGCAGCAGCUUGCUCACAAAUGAUUCGGAUACUGUAUCACCCUACGAAACAUCACCUCCAUUGUCAACACAUCCCUCCCACAUCGGGUACCUUACUACCUCGUCCCCGCUCGUGCAGGCGUCGAUAGUACCCACAAUCGUUCAGCCCAAACCCGAAGACGAUCAAUUGGACGGUGCUACUCGACCCCGAUCCUCGACCUUUUCUCCCCAAACCGACGCCCUGGCUGCCUCAACCUCAACCGAAUCUCUCGCGACAAACAGCCUCCAAGCCCCCACAGACGGAUCACACAAGCGCUCUCCCUCUCCUGUUGGCAGAUUAAAAGAGGCCUUCAAACCGAGGCGUGGGGCGAGCCCUGGCAUAAGCCCGGAGCGCAAGGCUGGAGGCCGGGCUGGGACACUACCACAAGACAACGAUUCGGCGGGGAACAGUAGGCGUGGAAGUGUUGUUUCGAGAAUCUUUGAAAAACAGACCUCACAAACCAGUUUAGACAACUCCUCCCCAGAACGACCCAAGACUGCACAAAUACGCCCAAUAGAUACGAAUGCAGUCCCCUUAACACCUCCACAAGGCGACACCGUCGCUCCUGUAAUCGUAAAUACUCCUCCAACACCUACAGACUCGAGUUCGCCCCGUUUUACGACUCCUCACGAACGAGGGCAUACUCACUCUCAAUCUGAUUCUAGCCCUGUGAAUCCCAAUGUGGUGACGUCUCCCUCGGGGAACAUGAUAUCGCACCGACGGGUGAGAUCAGGAUCAGCUACUCUCGGACCUAGCAAAUUAUCAAAUAUCACAUCUGCACCACUAACACCUACCCCCGAAAACGGUUCCACAACUCCCUCAGGACAAGGAGGCUUCUUCUCCAGCGUAUUUUCCGCUGCUCAGAACGCCGCAAAUCAAUUAAGUAACAGUAUAGGAAAUACAAACGUGGCUCCUCCCGGGAACAGAUCCAGAAGUGGCACACAGGAAUUGAAGGACAUAGCAGAAAGUCCGGAAGUCGAAACGUUAGCGGACAAGACGGAUUCCAAUAGUGAGGUAGAGGAGAAGGAAUUAGCGGUAAAGACAUUAGGGAUGGGGGACCUCAGCCUAAGCCACUUGGGAAUUUCCGAGACCACCAGUGGAACGAACACGCCAGUUUCUUCGAAGUUUCCCGAGGAGCAGAGGGGUCGCUCUGACCUACCAAAUGAAGAUUCCUUCACAAACAGAUCAUAUGCCACCGCUCCAGCUUCCAGGGAAGGGUAUGAAACCACGCCAUAUACAACUGUCGUGGAAGACAUCCAACCCUUUGUUGGACCUCGAUCAUUAUAUGAGCCAUCUCUGCCUGGAGAACAAACGCCGCCGAAUGGUAGUGUUUUUGAAGGCAACGCUGGCAUCAAGCGUAGUGGCAGUAUUCGAAGCGCGAUAGGCCAUCGUAGGAAGAGGGGAAGCACCGCGACAUCUGGUGGGGCUAUUGGUGCCGCUAUUGCGGCGGCUCAUGGUUCUAUGGCUGACCCAAAAGCUGGAAACCCAAAGAUUACUGGGUUUGCUGUUGCAAGCAAGAAGCGAAAUCGCGACUUUCAUCAACUUUUCAGGAGUGUACCGGAUGAUGACUACUUGAUUGAAGACUACAGCUGUGCCUUGCAACGAGAAAUCCUUGCCCACGGGCGAUUGUACGUUUCUGAAGGCCAUUUAUGUUUUAGUAGCAACAUUUUUGGUUGGGUCACUACUUUGGUUAUGAGCUUUGACGAGAUUGUUUCUGUUGAAAAACGAAGCACGGCAUUGCUGUUCAAGAAUGGGCUUAUGAUUUCUACUCUACAUGCAAAGAACAUUUUUGCGAGUUUUACCAGUCGGGACUCGACUUAUGAUCUGAUUGUUGGGAUAUGGAAGCUUGGACACCCGAGUUUGCGGAGUUCCUUGAACGGCGUAACAAUCGACGAGACAGGAGGUGGAGAUAAGACUGAGAAAGCCGAUGGUAGUGUUGCUCCUCCCGACAGCCAGAGCGGUUCGGAAUCCGACAGUGAUGCUGAGGAAGGCGAUGAGAUGUACGAUGAAGAUGACGAGGAGGAAGAUGGAAUGAGUUUUACUCAAGCUGAGGGAAGUGUGGCGGGUAGCGACAUGGUCGAAAAAAUUGUCAGCCGAAAAGCCUCAGCAGCAGUCGUGACGAAUGGUGUUCCGACUGAGAGCAAAGAAGAUAAACCAACUCUCGCGGCGUCUGUUGACUUUCCUGGUCCAGCUGCGCAUUCUCCUACCACUUGCUCGGAUGGAGAAACCCAUUAUUCUAAAAUACUUGCGGACGAAAUCAUUCCUGCUCCACUUGGCAAGAUAUAUAGUCUCAUGUUUGGCCCUGCAUCGGUAAUAUGGAUGAGGCAUUACCUCACCGUUGAACAAAAGUGCCUGGACUUGACCAUGGAGGGCACUUCAGCAGCGCCUUUGACCUCGGAGAACAAAGUGCGAAAUUACUCAUACAUCAAGCCUCUUAGUGGCGCGAUUGGCCCAAGGCAAACCAAAUGUAUAUGCACGGAGACUCUUGACUCUUUGGAUCUCGAGAAGGCAGUUUCAGUCACUAUCUCGACUCAAACACCUGAUGUGCCCAGUGGUAAUGUUUUCAGCGUCAAGACCAAGUAUUGUCUUUCUUGGGGCGAAGGGAACAGCACGAGGCUACAGGUGAACAACGCCAUCGAGUGGACUGGCAAGAGUUGGCUGAAAGGUCCGAUUGAAAAGGGUGCCAAUGAUGGACAGGUACAGUAUACUAAAGACAUCAUCAUCGCUCUGAAAACAGCCGUAUCAUCGCGCCGCGGCACCGUUGCACCAACAAGCAAAGGCAAGAAGAAAGGCCGCAAGGGCCGCGAGUCCAGGAGCCUCGCGAAGACCUUGGAUGGUGUUAGCGAUAAGAAGCCUGUCCAAGAUGGCUGGGGACUCUUCGAACCUCUCCAUGGCAUCUUCGGCCCCAUUCUUGACAUCAUAGGCCCACUGCUAACCGGCAACAUUCUAUACGGCAUUUUCGUCGGCUUGCUCGUGGCUUCUUGGUUCCGCUUCGGCUUGGGUGGGAGUGGAGACACUAACAUGAGCUUCAUCGGCACUCCUCAACGUGUCGCUGCGUACGAGGAGAUGUGGCGAAGGGAAGAGAGUGAGUUGUGGACUUGGCUUGAAGAUAGAGUGGGUAUGGAGAAGGUCAGGGAAGUGGGGAAGAUGACUGUUGAAGCCAAGACGAUGGAGGAUAGGUUGAAGGAUGAGAAGAUGGAGGAGAGGGAGAUGGAGGCUGCCAUAAGGAUUACGGAGGACAGGUUAAGGGUAUUGAAGAAUACUGUCGAGAAGAAGAGAGGAGCGGUUUUAGGUGAGGGCACAAAGGCGCCUGCUGAUGAGGGUCGGAAAGACGAAGUUUGA